Molecule: messenger RNA, 2274 nt
Organism: Sphaeramia orbicularis (orbiculate cardinalfish)
Lineage: Eukaryota; Metazoa; Chordata; Actinopteri; Kurtiformes; Apogonidae
Product: RNA-binding protein with serine-rich domain 1-like
Exons: 7
Coding region: 220-1260 (346 amino acids)
Biological process (GO): mRNA splicing, via spliceosome
Cellular component (GO): nucleoplasm; ASAP complex; cytoplasm
Molecular function (GO): RNA binding
Source: RefSeq, a predicted model, not a curated record
GGUACAGAGUUACUUGCUAGUAAGUAAGUCCAUAGAGGCUCAGAGCCCAGCAGCUCAGUGAGCCCUACAACCUGACCCAAGAAGAUCCCAAAGGCGGUGAAAACAGCAGAGGAGAAAGCAACAGCACCUCGAAGAUGUGUUGGAGCACUUUCCCCAAAGUACAUAGGUUGCACGUUCAUACUCACACCUGAAUUGAUUCCUACAAGAAAGCGUGCGAGGAUGAUCAUCUCAAAUGAUUUGGCCAUCUUGCACGUGAGCACAAGGACAGCACCAACAAGCAGGAAAGAAUUAUUCAAAAGUAGUGACUUCUUCCUUCCAAAGCGGACUGCCAUAGGCCCAGCCAGCAGGGCCCCAAGCAGACCACCAAGGGAGAAGGCUGACACGAUGAUAGUCCACGCCAGAGUCAACUGUGGAGUUUCUAGACCCACACCCCAGCGCUCCAUGGCUCCUUCUCCAACUAAAAGAAAGGAGGAUGACAAAAGUAAACAGCGAGGCAAAGAAAAGCCUGGAACUACAAGAGAAGGAGCUGAUAAGAAGGACCGGGGCAGAGACAAGACCCGGACACGGCGCAGUGCUUCCAGUGGCAGCAGCAGCUCCAGCAGCAGCUCUGGCUCCAGCUCCGGCUCCUCCAGCGGCUCCAGUUCAUCUGGCUCCAGCCACUCGGGAUCAUCCAGCUCCCGCUCUUCAUCCUCCUCCUCGUCUUCCUCCUCCCCAAGCACAAGUCGCCAGCGGCACAACAACAGACGGCGAUCUCGCUCAAAGUCCAAAUCUGCAAAGAGGGAUGAGAGGGAACGUCGACGGAGGAGUCCCACACCCAAACCCACCAAGCUCUCUCUGGGCAGGCUGACCAGAAACGUCAUUAAGGAACACAUCCAGGAGAUCUUCUCCACUUACGGCAAAAUCAAGCUGAUCGACAUGCCCAUGAAUCGUCUACACCCUCACCUGUCGAAGGGCUACGCCUACGUUGAGUUUGAAACACCUGAGGAGGCCGAGAAGGCCCUGAAACACAUGGAUGGAGGUCAGAUUGACGGUCAGGAGAUCACAGUGACGGCGGUGCUGACGCCUAUAGUGCGACCCCCUCCCCGCAGGCUGUCCCCUCCCCGCAGGAUCCCCCCACCACUUCCAAUGUGGAGACGCACUCCGCCUCGCAUGAGGAGAAGGUCUCGGUCACCACGGCGACGCUCUCCCAUACGCCGCAGGUCGCGGUCGCCCGGACGACGCCGUCACAGAUCUCGGUCCAGUUCCAACUCUUCCCGCUAAGUCACUGGGAACCUUCUAGGCCUUCCCUCCUCCUGUUUUGUACCAGUGUCCUGAGGAACAGCCUACAGACCAUAAUAACCCACUGUCCUCUGGUGUAAUGUUAAAAAUAAUCGACACUUGUUCUGGGUCGAGUAACAGAGCUGUUUUGACUAGACUUGAAACUAGUCUUUAAUAAUGUACAGAUGUCAUUCAUUUUCACAUUCUAAAUGGGACUAAUUUAGGCAUGGUAAAAGAAAAACUGAAAAUAUAUGAUCGAACAAACCCGUACAUCUGUCUGCAUUUACAUGGACUAAAGGAACCGGGCUGCAGGAGGUUCUCCACAGACUUCAUCUAAACAGACCAGGACAUCUUAAAGAGUACGAGGUUAUCAUCUGCAUUUCUGCUUGGGGAUGUGUAAAUGUGUGAACACAUUCCCUUUGUCCGGCUGUUCUUCCAGGUCAUAACUGUUUAUAUUUAAUUAGUCAGAGCUGAAGUGAGCUGCUCAACACUAACUUUGAGACUGAUGAGUCUUAUCUCACCACACACUCGGUGCAGAUCUCGUAUUGAAGUCAGGAGUCAUGAUUAGACCAAAAAAGGCUCCUGAAAUAGUCAUCAGGCUUCUGUGAUGUGGCGUUAAGAUGCAUUUUUCUCUCUUCCUUUGUGGGUCUCAUGGAAUCUCAACCUCAACACUUGACCUGUACCAGGCUGAUGGGGUCACAUGACCUGGUGUCGAAACCGUCUCUGACAAUAUUCUCCUCAUAUGACCUGAGUAAUAGUGAGCAGUAAGAACAAAAGGUACAUGCAUAAGAGUCACUGAGUUACAGCCCUGUUUGUCAUCUAAUUUAAUUAUUAAGAGUUGCUGCAGAAAGAAUCUCUGUGCUUUUCUGUCACACACAUAUUUGGAUGUGAGGUUUACUCAUUUACAGUCUGAUGCAACUGGUUUGAUGUUAUGUUUUGGUGUGUGUUUGUUUUCCCUUAAACCUCAUUUUGAAAAACUUUAGACUAAAUAAAGCUCAGUCUGAGGUUUGACCUUUA